Messenger RNA from Trichoderma virens Gv29-8, 2373 nucleotides. RefSeq lists its product as uncharacterized. The annotation marks the transcript as partial. Gene Ontology annotation, cellular component: cell cortex. Gene Ontology annotation, biological process: signal transduction; activation of GTPase activity; regulation of fungal-type cell wall organization. The transcript is spliced from 3 exons. Lineage: Eukaryota; Fungi; Ascomycota; Sordariomycetes; Hypocreales; Hypocreaceae. The record is from RefSeq and is a predicted model, not a curated record. Gene Ontology annotation, molecular function: GTPase activator activity.
AUGACGUCUAGCAAUCCGAAUGCGCACCAGGGCAGCCCGCCUCCGCAGCCUGCGCUGCCCAACACGCCCGCGUCGCCGCCGAACAAACGCGAUCUCAAGUCCUGGUGGAAGAACUUCAAGCUGCCUACCAAGCACCAAGAAUCGUCUCCGCAGGACAACCGCGGCCCUGGCAUUUUUGGAGUUCCUCUCCGACAGAGCAUAACCUACGCCAACGUUGCCAUCUCUCUUGUUGACGAGAAUGGCAAAAGCUACAUUUACGGCUACGUUCCCAUUGUCGUCGCUAAAUGUGGUGUUUUCUUGAAAGAAAAAGCUACUGGUGUUGAAGGCAUCUUCCGACUAAACGGGUCCGAGAAACGAAUCAAAGAGCUCAAGACGAUAUUUGACUCGCCUGAUCGAUAUGGCAAAGGACUCGUCUGGGAAGGAUAUACCGUCCACGAUGCUGCCACGGUGCUCCGAAGAUAUCUCAACGACUUGCCCGAGCCCGUAGUACCUCUGGACCUGUACGAGAAAUUCCGCGACCCCCUUCGAGGAGCUACAAAGCAGGCAGUUGGCGAUACAGAUGGUCCCCAAUUCGUUGAAAACUUUGACGAGAGGGGAGCCAUUAUCAAAUAUCAGAAGGUAAUUACCGAAUUGCCCCCGCUAAACAAACAGCUGCUUCUUUACAUCCUGGAUCUGCUGGCCGUCUUUGCCGCCAAAUCCGAUGAGAACCGCAUGAACUCUCAGAACCUGGCGGCCAUUUUCCAGCCCGGCAUGCUGUCUCACCCCUCUCAUGCAAUGGCCCCGGAGGAGUACCGGCUGAAUCAAUGCGUCAUCAUCUUCCUCAUUGAGAACCAAGACCAUUUCCUUAUUGGUAUGCAAGGCACUGAGGCAGAUGAGACAACGAUGCAGCAGGUGGCCUCCGGGCCUCCCAAUGGACCGCGUACACCAAACCCGGAUCGAAGUUCGGGCUUGGGGAGAACAGCCUCCAACGCCAGUGCGGGCGCCGAGAGCGUUCGGAAGGAUGGCAUGAUUCGACGGAACCGCUCCGUCUCCUCCAGACAUUCCAGGGUCGACGGCGCUGCCACUCCCAACAGCCCGGCCCUAGCAGCAACGCCUACUGGCGGUGGUUUAGCUAGGAGCAACACCGUGCCAUCCAAGAAGUCACCGGCUUUGGUAGGGGGGAAAUUCAAGAAGACGGAGAGCCCUGCUCGCGCGCCGCACUCGCCGGCGUUAGAACCCUUGACACCAGCUCACCCUCUCCCGGAGACUAAGCUGGAGGUUCCUAACAGAGCUUCCACACCAAACGAGAUACACAGGACCUUUGAUGAAAUGCAUCUUUCCCCUGAUCGGUUGUUAUCACCUGGCCGGAGCCAAGAGAGAUUGUUAGACGACCACUCGACGCCAACGAAGCACCACCACCAUCAAAACUUGCAAAAGCUGGAGCAACUGUUCCAGCGAUCCCCGAUCCAUGUAAGCGACGACAAACGGCAGCCGAACAAGCUAAAGAAGAAGCGGAUACCAGGUAGCAUGAGUAUCAGCGCACAGAGCUCGGUUACCUCGUUGCCGCAUUCUGCCUCUCCAGGUACGGAGGCUGGGAACCCUUUGGAGGCGGCACCAGCUUUUGCACAGCCCAUAGCACAGCCUCAGUUCCGCCCGAGUGCCAUUCCUCAUUCAGUGCCCCAGCCGGCGCCUUUUGCUUCGGCACCCUCUGUGGAGACUCAGAAGCAACCGGAUUUACAUCACCAGCACUCGACCCCUGCAAUUCACCAGAAUCAUGCUGAUCACCACAAUCACGCAAUCUCUCACUAUCACGAGCAACUGCGACCUGAAGAUAUCUCGCGGGGAAAGAAGUCCCCUCCUGCUUCGGUUAAUUCAUCUUUCAAUGACGGCUCGGACUUUGAACAGGUAGCUCACGACCCUCUGCCAGCAAUCGUCGAGACGGCCGAUAAGGAAAAGAAGAGCCGAUGGAGAUUGUCGAGGACCGCCAAGAAAGAUGAUUCUGCAAGUGGACCGGCCAGUCCCAGGGCAUCGCCACCGCAGUUUAACAUAGGCUCAAACAAUAAUGCAGAUAUUAGCACCACCUCGAUUGGAAGCGCCAUUGCUAAACCCCGGAAAAGCUUUACUGGCGAAAGCUCAGAGCACCUGGGAAGUGGUAGCGAUCGCGCAUACACGUAUGAAAGCUCACGGGAUGAGAAGGAGGACGCAAAAGGCCCAAUUGGCUGGAUAAAGCACAAGUAUCGAGAGGCCAAAGAAAACGUUGAUCAAAAGCGGACCAAGUCUCCGCCUCCCCCAGACCACCAUCAAGCAUUUGGCCCGAGCCUAGCUUCACGAGGCAAGAGCUUAGAUAUAAACCGAGACUUAUCUCGAGAGCAAGAAAACCUUUUCGCAAAGCCA